UCUGCAAUUAGCAUGCCCUUCCCUUGUCAGUUGUCAUCCGCCCGUGCGCGUUUACAAUCUCUCUCUCUCUCUCUCUCUCUGCUGCGUCGUGCAGAAUCAAUAGCCGAUCCUCUCCCGAAAUGCAGUGAGUCUCUCAAAUAGCAUCAAAAUUCGUUCUUAUUUCAUACAGAUUAAUAGUCUAUUUCUUUUUGUAAUUCUAUUGCGGUUCUGUAUCAAUCUCUGUUUAAACAUAUACACGCACAUGGGUUGCACUGUAAGAGAGAAACACAUCAGAGCGAAUCGGAGGCUCCGAUCGGUGAAACCUGAAUUCGAUUCCAAUGCUCAUUUAGACAGAGCAUCAAUCUCGAAAUCCGUAUUCGAUUCUAGUCUCAAAUCUUGGAAAUACCGUCUGGAUCAUCUGGGUCUCAAGGACUCGACCCAAAACCCUGAUUCUAAUGACCCUGAUACCGAAGAUAACGGGUGGGGCUACUGCACCGAGGAACAAAUAGAGGAGUUUCUGUUAAAAAACUUGGAAUUCCUCUACAAUGAAGCUAUUUCUAAGCUUGUUGCAUUGGGAUAUGAUGAGGAUGUUGCCCUUAAAGCGAUUUUGAGAAACGGGCAUUGGUAUGGUGGUAUGGAUGUUUUGACAAACAUUAUGCAUAACUCCUUGGCGUAUUUGACUAGUAGUGGUAUUACUGAUCGAGGUAACGGUGGUGGUGAUGGGAAUUCGGAUGAUUCAGAGCCUGUGUUCACGGAUUUGAGGCAGUUGGAGGAGUACUCGCUUGCGGGUAUGGUGUGUAUUUUGCAGCAGGUUAGACCAAAUUUGAGUAAGGGUGAUGCCAUGUGGUGUUUGCUUAUGAGUGAACUUCAUGUGGGUCGGGCGAGUAGCAUUGAAAUCCCGGUGCUUCCUUUGAAUAUGGGAAAUGAGGAUCUUAGUGGUGGUCCUGCUGUGUCUAAUGGUGUUGAGAGUGUGGGUGGUCGUGGUGUUAUAGCCCCAGCACUUUGUAGGUUUCAUGGUGGGUGGGGUUUUGGGAAUGGGGGAGGGUCGGAGUUUCCAGUUAAUGAGGUGACUUUGCCGAGAGAUAUUGAGUGCCCAAAGAGGUUUAAUCUUUCUCCUUCGAUGAAGUCAUUAUUAAAAAGGAAUGUUGCAAGUUUUGCUGCUGGUUUCCGGGCCAACUCAAAACAGCUGCAGCUACAGUCUCAAGCGUGCCCGAGUGCUUUGUCGCAUGGGCAUACCCAUGUUGUAUUGGGAGCUGAAGUUCCAGCUGAGCAGAAUGAAGAUUCUUUGGGUCUUAACAACCAAGAGGUUGUAAACUCGGUUUUGAGUAAAUUUCGUGAUUUGAAGCUUGAUGAGAGUUGGGAUUCAGUGGCAGAAGAUCAGAAGGAUGAGAUGAUUGUAACUUUGCUUCAUCAGGUAAAGGAUCUUGAGAAACAAGUGAAGGAUCGGAAGGAAUGGGCACAUCAGAAGGCAAUGCAAGCUGCGAGAAAGCUUUGCCAUGAUCUGACUGAGCUUAAAAUGUUGAGAAUGGAAAGGGAGGAGACUCAAAGGUUGAAGAAAGGGAAACAGACUCUUGAUGAUACAACCAUGAAGAGACUCUCGGAGAUGGAGAAUGCAUUGAGAAAGGCUAGUGGUCAAGUGGACAGGGCAAAUGGGGCUGUGAGACGACUUGAGACUGAGAAUGCUGAAAUCAGAGCAGAGAUGGAGGCUUCUAAAUUAAGUGCAUCAGAGUCAGUUGAGACAUGUUUGGAGGUUGCAAAGAGGGAGAAAAAGUGCAUGAAGAAGCUUUUGGCAUGGGAAAAACAGAAAACAAAGUUGCAGGAGGAGAUUGCAGACGAGAAACAGAAGAUCAUGGAAUUGCAACAACAGCUGGUUCUAAUCACACUGGCUCAGAAAGAAGCUGAGGAAAAGUGGAGGCAGGAGCUGAAGGCCAAAGAGCUAGCCUUUGCACAAGUGGAGGAGGAACGACGCUCCAAGGAAGCUGCCGAGGCCAGUAACAAAAGAAAGGUUGAGGCUUUGCGUCUAAAGAUAGAAAUAGACUUCCAGCGGCACAAGGAUGAUCUUCAGAGACUUGAGCAAGAACUUUCACGUCUAAAAGCUUCUGCUCCAUCCCCUGAGUCGCAUUAUCCAUCAAAUAUGGUCUCCACAGCAUAUGACGAGGAAGCAAAACCAAAAGGAGAAACAAUUGCUAAGCUGCUUCAUGAAUUAUAUGGUCAGGAAGAUUCCUCAGAUAAAGAAGCCAAUUGUGAUAGAGAAUGCAUGAUUUGUUCGAAAGAUGAAGUGUCAAUCGUUUUCUUGCCGUGUGCUCAUCAAGUUCUAUGUGCCAACUGCAGUGAUAGUUAUGGUAAAAGGGGUAAAGCUACUUGUCCGUGUUGCAGGGUCCCAAUUGAACAAAGAAUCCGUGUUUACGGGGCAAGAUAGUUUAUUUUAGUUUGAGUCGUGAACUGAGGGGACUCAUGGAUAAUAAUUGUAAGAGCAUUACAAAUUG
Juglans regia (Persian walnut) is the source of this 2465-nucleotide messenger RNA. Its product is annotated as MND1-interacting protein 1. The transcript has 2 exons. The record is from RefSeq and is a predicted model, not a curated record. Lineage: Eukaryota; Viridiplantae; Streptophyta; Magnoliopsida; Fagales; Juglandaceae. Bases 242 to 2398 code for a protein of 718 amino acids.